AUGGCGGCAUCCAGAGAAAAAGAAGUCCUCCAAAACGCAGCAGGCCAACUCCGCCUCAUCAAGCACUUCAAGACUCAUUCACCAGACAACCAAACAGCAGGAUGGUCCAAUCUCUGGGACACAAACAGCAGCAACCUCUGGGAUAGAGGCAUGCCCUCUCCUGCACUGAUCGAUUUCAUAGAGGAGCGAUUAAACCCGCUUACGAAAGACGGGAGAAGGAAAAAGGCACUUGUUCCAGGCUGCGGGAAAGGCUACGACGUAGUCAUGCUCGCGCUCCACGGUUUCGAGGUCUUCGGACUCGAAGUCUCAGAAACAGGUGCUUCUGUAGCGCGGGACUACGCACGAAAUGAAUUGCAUAGUCCGCAGAACUACAACUUCGGCUCCCACUACAAAGUAAAUCCGGGAGUAGGGAAGGGCGAAGUGACCAUUCUUCAGGGCGACUUUUUCAAAAGGGAUUGGGAGGAUGGGAUGCAGUUCGAUUUGAUUUAUGAUUAUACGUUCCUCUGUGCGCUUCAUCCAAAUAUGCGUCGUCAGUGGGCUGGGAGAAUGGCCGAUCUGCUUGCGCCGAGUGGGUGGCUUGUUUGUCUUGAGUUCCCGUUGUUUAAGGACCCGAAGAUGCUUGGUCCGCCUUGGGGGUUGAAGGGGGUGCAUUGGGAUCUGUUAGCGGAGGGCGGAGAUGGGAUUGUUGGUGGAGAUGUUGGUGAGGAUGCUAAGGGGGAGGGCAAGGGCGCAUUUGAGCGGUUGUUGUAUUUGAAGCCGGAGAGGUCGUAUGCGAAUGGGAAGGGGACGG
This is a messenger RNA of Aspergillus nomiae NRRL 13137, 790 nucleotides long. RefSeq lists its product as uncharacterized. The record is from RefSeq and is a predicted model, not a curated record. The transcript has 4 exons. Lineage: Eukaryota; Fungi; Ascomycota; Eurotiomycetes; Eurotiales; Aspergillaceae. Gene Ontology annotation, molecular function: thiopurine S-methyltransferase activity. The annotation marks the transcript as partial.